GCGCCGUCAUCACAGACGUCAGCUUUAGCGACAAAUAUGGCGCUCGGUUAGACAACAAUGAGUGGGUUUCAUCUUAAAACGAACAAAAUAAUGGUUUUACAGUGAAGUCCAGUUACUUUCACUACUGUAGUGCACAUCUACACGGUUUUAUCGAAUAGACGUCCUUGAAACCCAGAUGUACGAAUGGCUGGCGUCCUGGAAACAGAGGAGCAAGCGAGGAACCGCUUCCAGUCGGAGUUGGAGUUUGUUCAGUGCCUGGCCAACCCGAAUUAUCUGAACUUUCUUGCUCAAAGAGGCUACCUGAGAGAAAAACCUUUCGUGAAUUACCUGAAGUAUUUACUUUACUGGAAAGAACCAGAAUAUGCUAAAUUCCUGAAGUAUCCUCAUUGCCUGCACAUGUUGGAGCUGCUGCAGUACGAGCACUUCCGGAAGGAACUGGUGAACGCUCAGUGUGCGAAGUUCAUCGACGAGCAGCAGAUCCUGCACUGGCAGCACUACUCACGCAAACGCACGCGCCUUCAGCAAGCUCUUGCCGAGCAACAGCAGCAACAACAGCAACAAGCACCUCCUCAUGGCAAUCCUGCCUCCAAAUGAAGCCUGCUAGAGGCGUGAAGGUAGUCUGUGCCCCACGUCUCUUAUUCAAGGCAUUUGUAUAAAUAAUGUACAUAUCUAGUGCAUUUUUUCUAUGUGGUGAUGUUGAAAGUAAAAAUUUGGAUUUCCUGCUGUCAGACUUACAUACAGCAUGCCCAUUAAAUCCAGUCCUGAAUCCUCACUGAGGAAAAGUGUGCUUAGUGAGGUUGUGAGAGGAAAAAUUGAAGAACAGAUGGUUUAUUGUUUUUUUCAACGGGUGUUAGACCUAAAAGCAGCAGCCAGUCUGGCAAAACUGUGACACUGUAACACCUAAGCUUUUUUAAAUAUUCACUUUGUCUGCUUAAAAGGCCCAUAUCCAAAUUUGCUUUUCCUUUAUUUUUUUCCUUUCGUUCCACUUAUGACCUCAGCCAGCCACCUCAUUAAGUACAUCUAUGUUUUAAAUAUUAGGUUUUUCUAUACUGCAUUACAGGUUAUUAGGUAUACAUAUUUGAUACAAGCAUGUCAGAGGUGCAUCCUGCCUUCCGCCCAAUGACAGCUGGGAUAGGCUCCAGCACCCCACCGCGACCCAGAAGGAUAAGCGGUUUAGAUGAUGGAUGGAUGGAUGGAUGUCAGAGGUGCUGAUUGAGAAUGUGUGCUUUUUUUCUUCAUGUUUAAUUGAAAAAUGGUGCUCUACACUCUUGAUGAUGGUUCUUCAAGGGUUCUUGAGUAAAGAAAAUGAAAGAACCAUGAACACUAAAAGAACCCUUUGCAUGAUUAAAAGGUUCUUUAACCCUUUUCAAAAAGAUUCUACAUCGAACCAUCUACAACACGUUCUCCAUCAAUGUGAAAAACCCUCUGACGGUGCAAAGAACCCUUUAAUCAUGCAAAGUGUUCUUUGAGUGUUCAUGGUUCUAUAUAGAACCAUUUUCUGUACUAAAGAACCCUUGAAGAACCGUCAUUUUUAAGUGUGUGUAGUGACUGAGUACUAAUGUGUUGGUUGGAUUGUCAGGUGCCUCUGCUGUUCUUAUGUACUAUAAAGACUUUUGUAAGAGUU
This is a messenger RNA of Colossoma macropomum (tambaqui), 1624 nucleotides long. It is a transcript of the gene med31, whose product is annotated as mediator complex subunit 31. Bases 184 to 594 code for a protein of 136 amino acids. Gene Ontology annotation, cellular component: mediator complex; core mediator complex. Gene Ontology annotation, biological process: regulation of transcription by RNA polymerase II. The transcript has 4 exons. The record is from RefSeq and is a predicted model, not a curated record. Gene Ontology annotation, molecular function: transcription coregulator activity. NCBI's taxonomy places the organism in Eukaryota, Metazoa, Chordata, Actinopteri, Characiformes, Serrasalmidae.